AUGAGAACAAUAACGCCUCUUCCGAUAAAAGACGAGGAAUAUCAAAAUAUCAUUUCCGAUUUCAAUAUUUCGUCUACAUUUUAUACUAUUCACUCAAUUUUAAAAAUCGAAAUGGAUUGUUCUUUCACGAAUAGAUUUGAUUCAGUUAUGAUGUGGACUUGGGAGAACCCAAAUUUACUACGAUUAUUUCAUGGUACAAAGCACACUUGUGAUAUCUGGAACCUAGAUGAUUGGAGAAAAUUAUGCAAUAACUCCGAAUGUGGUGUUUGUGGAAUUUUGAAAUUUGGACCUUUGUUGUCGAAAGCAAAACCGAACUUGGCUGGAACGUAUCUUUGGUAUAGUCCUACAGUGUCUAUGGCACAUGAAUAUACCGGUCCUUUGAAGCUAAAUGAUGAUGGAUUUAGAGCCAUGUUUGUCAUGAACGUUAUACAUGGGAAGCCAUACUCAAAUUCUAUCGUAAUUGAAGCUCAAGAA
This is a messenger RNA of Funneliformis caledonium, 474 nucleotides long. Lineage: Eukaryota; Fungi; Glomeromycota; Glomeromycetes; Glomerales; Glomeraceae. The record is from the annotation of a GenBank genome assembly.